Molecule: messenger RNA, 1566 nt
Organism: Salvelinus namaycush (lake trout)
Lineage: Eukaryota; Metazoa; Chordata; Actinopteri; Salmoniformes; Salmonidae
Product: homeobox protein PKNOX2-like
Exons: 10
Coding region: 1-1422 (473 amino acids)
Biological process (GO): regulation of transcription by RNA polymerase II
Molecular function (GO): RNA polymerase II cis-regulatory region sequence-specific DNA binding; DNA-binding transcription factor activity, RNA polymerase II-specific
Source: RefSeq, a predicted model, not a curated record
AUGAUGCAACAUGUGUCCCCAGCACCAGCACUGACAAUGAUGGCCACUCAGAGCGUUCCUCCACCAUCGUACCAGGAGAGCCAACAGAUGACAGGCACCACCCAACAGAACUCCAAGGCCCAGCAGGUCCACAUCACAGCAUCCUCGGCGGCUGGGAACACCCCCGUCAGUGUGACCCUUGACCCCCAGGCCCAGCUGGAGUCAGACAAGCGGGCCGUGUACAGACACCCUCUAUUCCCACUGCUGGCCCUGCUGUUUGAGAAGUGUGAGCAGGCCACCCAGGGCUCCGAGUGCAUCACCUCUGCCAGCUUCGAUGUGGACAUUGAAAACUUUGUCCACCAGCAGGAGCAGGACCACAAGCCGUUCUUCAGCGAGGACCCUGAGCUGGACAACCUGAUGGUGAAGGCCAUCCAGGUGCUGAGGAUCCACCUGCUGGAACUGGAGAAGGUUAAUGAGCUCUGUAAGGACUUUUGCAACCGCUACAUUACCUGCCUCAAGACCAAGAUGCACAGCGACAACCUGCUCCGCAAUGACCUGGGCGGGCCCUACUCGCCCUCGCACACCUCACUUAGCCUGCAGCAGGACCUCCUCCAGACGUCCUCUCCGUCCAUGACAUCAGUCUCCAGCUCCGUCAACUCCUCGGGAAUCAUGGUGCCCACCGGGACCCUGCAACAGGGCAACAUUGCCAUGACUACCAUCAACUCCCACGUGGUGUCAGGUGGAACCUUGUAUCAGCCGGUUGCCAUGGUGACAUCGCAAGGGCAGGUGUUAACCCAGGGACUCUCCCAGGGGACCAUCCAGAUCCAGAAUUCACAGGUAAACCUGGACUUGGCUUCACUCUUGGACAGUGAUGACAAGAAGCACAAAAACAAGAGAGGGGUCCUGCCCAAGCACGCCACCAACAUCAUGCGCUCCUGGCUCUUCCAGCACCUCAUGCAUCCCUACCCAACAGAGGACGAGAAAAGACAGAUUGCAGGACAAACCAAUCUCACCUUAUUACAGGUCAACAACUGGUUUAUCAAUGCUCGCAGGCGCAUCCUCCAGCCCAUGCUGGAUGCCAGUAACCCAGACCCAGCUCCCAAGGCUAAGAAGAUGAAGUCCCAACACCGUCCAACCCAGCGCUUCUGGCCAGACUCCAUUGUGGCUGGAGUCUUGCAGACACAUGGACCUCACUCUAAUAACGCCGACAACCCCCUAGGCUUUGACAGCCUCCAGCCCCUGUCCUCUGUCUCAGCCACAAUGUCCAUGCAGCAAGCCAUGCUCGGGGGAACCGAUGACUCCAUGGAUGGCACAGAGGAAGAGGAAGAGGAGGAAGAAGAGGAAGGGAUGGAAGAGGAGGAGGAAGAGGAGGAUGAGGAGGAGGAAGAGAUCGAGGGAGGAAGGAGAGAUCUGGGCAUGGAACAUAGAGAGGGACUCGAGUAAUGAGAGAUGUUAGAGGACUACCUUUUGACCUUUUGACACCUGGGUUGUGUUCAUUACUCACCAAAUGGAAGAACAUUUUGACAGAUUUCUCCAAUAAGAAACAGUCAUUUUCAAUUUCUGUUGCCCUAAUGCACACAACCCAGC